GGCUGUGGUCUGCAGUAUCAUGUAUUCCGCUAGCAGCAGACUCCUCUUUGGCAGAUCCAAGGGGAGACUUUCCCAUGGGAGGACCAGGAGCCCAGAAGUCUGCCACUAAGGUUCGUCUGCAGAUGCUUCCCAAUGUGCAGCUGCCUCAUCCCGAGCCUUCUGCUCCCGCUCAGCCAGAACUGGAAACCAGGGUCCAGCCGGACCCCAUGCAGACUUUGCCCACAACCGAGCCAAGAGCUGUCUUCCCACAAACUGGGCCUCAGCCAUAUUUUAUCCUACAACCAGGGUCACCUCACCCCACCAUCCCACAGCAUGGACUUCAACAGGGCUUCUUGAUUCAACAGCCUGGGGGACAGCCUCUGUUCACGGUCAUCUAUCCAAGCAUGGCGGGAGUACAGCCACAAUUCCAUCCUGAGCACUUUCCACAGUAUCCCCCUUACAGAGCAAUGCUGUACCCAGCUGUGUUCCCACAACUCCCAGGACACCUGAUGCCGGUGUCCCCAGACUCCCAGCCUGGUCAGCAAGGGAACCCAGGGUCUCCACAGCAGCAGCAGGACCAGCAGCAGAGGCCACAGGUCCCCCUAUAUUUUGACAGUCAACUUUUGGUUGGGACAUCUGGUGGUCUCAGCUCUGAGGAGCUUGAACAGGCCAGAAUGGCGGCGUCUGGGGUUCAGCGUCCAGCCACCAACCCCGCAGCUCAGCCUCUCAACCCCAUCAUGCACGUCAACCCUGUCAUGCACGUCAACCCACUGAUGCCCCUCGGCCCUCUUCUGCCCAUUGGUCCAAUGCCAGGGUUGCCCCCGGUCAUGGUCAGUGAUCCAGCUCUUGUGCCGGUGGAGGUGCCUGCAGGGGGUGCCAUCCCCUCCCACGAUGCCACUCCAGCAAGCCUGGACCAGCCUCAGGCCCCUGCUGUGACGCCGACUGCAGAGUGGAUGCUCGUCACUGACCAUCAGACCGAUGAUGCAAAUGUGGACCUGGUCAUUCGUCCUGCAGAGGUGCUCACAUCAGAUCCUGUAACUGGGGCAUCCUGUAACGAGUACACCAUGGAGACAGACAUGGGGGCCUUAUCCCCUUAG
Alosa sapidissima (American shad) is the source of this 1076-nucleotide messenger RNA. It is a transcript of the gene ambn, whose product is annotated as ameloblastin. The coding region runs from base 75 to 1076 and encodes 333 amino acids. The record is from RefSeq and is a predicted model, not a curated record. The transcript is spliced from 6 exons. Lineage: Eukaryota; Metazoa; Chordata; Actinopteri; Clupeiformes; Clupeidae.